AUGUUGGAUAAGGUGUGGCCAUUUGCUCAUGAUUAUGUGUUUCCUCUACUAAUGGGAGCAGUAGACAUGAAUAGUGUCCCAAAAGAAAUUGCUGACAUUCAAAAUGAACUAGAAAGCUUUGAAGCCUUCAUCAAUGAUGCAGAUAGAAAGGCUGAAGCUGAAGAUGACAAAACACGUGACCGAAUCAAAACAAGGGUGAAGUUGCUUAGGGAGACAGCUUUUCGCAUGGAAGAUGUCAUUGAUGAAUAUAUUUCCUGUGAGGAACAACAACCUUCUGAUCCUGGUUGUGCAGUUUUACCAUGUGAGCCUGCUGACUUCAUCAAAACUAUGAUCCUUCGCCUUCAAAUAGCAUUUAAGAUUAAGACCAUUAAAUCACAAGUUUGUGAAAUCAAGGAAAGAAGUGAAAGAGAUGGCUUCCCAAUCCAAUCUUCUUUGGAACAAGCACCAGAAAGUUCUAGAGGAAACCAAGACCUUGCAUUGCAUAACCUUCGAAUGCUUCCUUUUUACAUUGAGGAAGAUGAUGUUGUGGGCUUUGAAGCCCCUAAAGCUGCAUUGAUUGGUUGGUUGGUAAAGGGAAGAUCAAAGCGCACUGUCAUCUCUCUCGUAGGAAUGGGAGGACAGGGAAAAACCACUCUUGCCAAAAAAGUUUUUGACAACAAUAAGGUGACUGGGCACUUUAAUUGCCAUUCAUGGGUCACAGUAUCACAAUCUUAUACUGUGGAAAGAUUGUUGAGGGACAUGUUGCAACAACUUUGCAAGGAAAAGGAGGUUCUUCUUGCCAAUAUUUCUAAAGUGAAUCGAGACUCAUUGACAAAGGAAGUAAGAAGCUAUUUGCAACAAAAAAGGUAUAUAGUCUUCUUUGAUGACGUAUGGAAUGAACAUUUCUGGGAUCAAAUUGAAUUUGCUUUAAUUGAUAAUGAAAAUGGAAGCAGAAUAUUUAUCACAACUAGAGAUACGCGUGUCGCUAGUUGCUGUAAAAAAACUUCUUGUGUUGAAGUGCAUGAAAUACAACCAUUAACUCAUGAGAAAUCUUUUGAGUUGUUCUGUAGGAAGGCAUUCGGGUCUGAUUUGAACGGAUGUUGUCCACAAAGCCUUAUGGAUAAAGAUCCAUUAGAAUGGGAAUCUCUUAGUCAAAAUCUGAGCUUAGAGUUGAAGAGGAAUUCCCAUAUAGAUGCUAUAACAAAGAUUUUAGCUCUCAGCUAUCAUGAUUUGCCUUACUAUCUCAAACAAUGCUUCUUGUAUUUUGGAAUAUAUCCAGAAGACUAUGAAGUUAAAGUAAAAAAAUUGUUUCGACAAUGGAUAGCUGAGGGAUUUGUCAAACAGGAAGGGAGAACAAUUUUGGAAGAAAUUGCAAACAAAUAUUUAAUAGAAUUGGUUAGUAGAAGUUUAGUGCAAGUCUUUUCGUUUACCACUGAUGGCAAAAUUACAAGUUGUCGCAUUCAUGACCUUUUGCGGGACAUGAUCCUUAGAAAAUCUAAGGAUUUAAGUUUUUGCCACUUUAUUAGUGAAGAUGGUGGGUCAGACUUAAGUGGGAUAAUUAGGCGCCUAUCAAUAUCAAGCAGUGCCCAUAGUUUAUUAAGAAGUACUGAAAGUGUAAGAAGUAUUGAAAGCUCAGACGUUCGAUCACUGUUUGUUUUCAAAGGUGGAGAUUUACCUGCAGACUUUGUAAGGAUAAUCGUUACAAAACACAAGCCAUUAAAGGUACUUGAUUUUGAAAAUGCAAAAGUCCAUUUUUGUAGUGAACUAGACGAGGAAUUACUUCUUGUUGAACCUGAACAGCUUGAAAUUAGAAAAAAGCAGCUCAAGGGGGAUUUUAUUAAGAGCAUUGGGGAUUUUAUUCACUUGAAGUAUUUAAGCUUAAGGGGUGCAAUUUUACUGCCUAAUCUUCCAAAAUCCAUUGGUAAGCUGAAGAAUAUGGAGACUUUGGAUCUAAGGAAUACCAAUCUCCAUGAAUUGCCAAGGGAGAUUAGCAAGCUUGAAAAGCUACGACAUCUUCGUCUGAGUGGUGCGACGUCUUUAAUUCAAUUGAAGGAUUGUAUUGGACUCAUGACAUCACUACAAACGUUGAAUGAAGUGAAUGAUGAUGGAGGUGGAGCAAAGCUAAUUAGAGAGCUGGGAAAGCUAAUGGAGUUAAGGGAGUUGCACAUCACUGGUGUUAGGAAAGAACACGGAAGCACCCUAUGUUCCUCAGUAAAUGAGAUGCAAUACUUGGAGAAACUACAAAUUCAGGGAAAAGAUAGCAUUGAUUUGCAUUUUAUUUCAUCCCCACCUCGUAAGCUUCGGAAGCUUUUCAUUUAUGGAAUGUUAAGUAAGAUGCCAGAGUGGAUUCCAGAGCUCCAGAAUCUUGUUAAAUUGUCCUUGACGUUGUCCAGGUUAGCUGAUGAUCCAAUGAAAUCACUAAAAAACGUGCCAAAUUUGUUGUUCCUCGGUCUCUACUUCUCUUCAUAUGAAGGUGAAAGUUUGCAUUUUCAAGAAGGAGGGUUUCAGAAACUAAAGGAACUAUACCUUAAGUAUUUACACAAAUUGAAUUCCAUCUUUAUCGACAAAGGAGCAUUGCCUUCUCUGAAGAUGUUCCAGCUAAUUAGUAUCCCUGAACUCAAGACACUACCCUCUGGCAUCCAAUACUUAAAGAAACUUGAAGUCCUUGAUAUCUAUGGCUUGCCAACUGAUGAAUUUAUUCAGAUCAUUGCUGCUGAUGAAGGAGAAGAGCACUCGGUCAUCAAGCAUGUUCCCCUUCUUAUUCGCACUACCAUCAAGAGUCGCAAUAAGAUUGUUCAUCUUGAUGGCCCUGCUCCUGCGAAUAAUGAUCCGAAGUUUGCUGUCUGGGAUAAUGAAGAUUCCUUUAUCAUGACUUGGUUAUGGAACUCGAUGACUCCUGAAGUAGGUCGUCACUGUAUGUUUCUGUCUUCUGCUAAGGAGAUUUGGGACAGUGUUCACUCAACCUACUCUUUGAAACAGGAUAUGGCUGCGCGCUAUGAAUUGCGCAAUAAAAUCUUCUCUACUAAAUAG
Gastrolobium bilobum is the source of this 3009-nucleotide messenger RNA. Its product is annotated as disease resistance protein RPM1-like. The record is from RefSeq and is a predicted model, not a curated record. Gene Ontology annotation, biological process: defense response to other organism. NCBI's taxonomy places the organism in Eukaryota, Viridiplantae, Streptophyta, Magnoliopsida, Fabales, Fabaceae. The transcript has 3 exons. The coding region runs from base 1 to 3009 and encodes 1002 amino acids. Gene Ontology annotation, molecular function: ADP binding.